This is a messenger RNA of Alternaria ventricosa, 1788 nucleotides long. RefSeq lists its product as uncharacterized. The record is from RefSeq and is a predicted model, not a curated record. The transcript has a single exon. Lineage: Eukaryota; Fungi; Ascomycota; Dothideomycetes; Pleosporales; Pleosporaceae. The coding region runs from base 1 to 1788 and encodes 595 amino acids.
AUGUCUCAACACGCGCGGUAUGCAUCUCGUACCGACGAAGAGAUUCGCAAAGAGAUGGACCCCGGACACGUUCCAUAUCGUAUGGGCUGGCCGACACUUGCACCUCUGCCGAUGGACACCGACAUAGAUGCGAGAUGGAUGAUACCAGGCUCAUAUCAGAUACUGCGUGAUGUGCAAGACAUUCUCAUAGCACAUGGCUUGCUCAGGGGGACUACCGCGUUCUACUUUGCGUUUCGCACUCCUCGGGAUGCUACUGAGGAGAACGACAAUAUAGCGCAUUUGACGCUCUUGAUACGGGUCGACAUGCUGAAGCACGCUCGUCAUGAGAUUGAAGAUGCUAUCAUCAGGAUCAGGGCCAGCUUCCGCGAUAAUUCCUGGACGGAGGACGCCCAGAUUGAGUGCAUAGACUAUCGAGUAAGGCAAUCUACCGGCAUGUCUUUCCCCAUCCGCCAUGAUGAGCACAACAUACGUCAACAAUGGGAAGCCAUAUCUUCCGAUGUCAUGUCUUUGCUGAGCAAGCAUGAAUGGCUUUCGGUAGAAAUUCUUCGUCGAGGAUUGAUCGACGAGCGCAAGGAGUGUCCACCAACAAUUGUCAUUACUACACCUACUGCGCGCGAUCCCAAGUGGUUCGAUUUCGUGGUACCUUCGAUUAUGGCCGAGAUUGCCAAGAGAGCUCCAGACUUUGGCAUCGAAAUACUAUGUGGGAAGACGAUGCUGGGGGCGAAGAGGCGAAACAGCUUGACCGACAACGUCAAUGGCUCAUCAUACACCAAAAAAGCCCAUAUGGGAUGUUCUCUUGGAAUUGCGAACGAUGAGAAAGGUUGCAGUACUUUGGGUGGAUCUGUCACUCUUUCCGGGGGUGUUCGGUGCGGAAUAACAAGCUGGCACGGCGUCCGCGAUUCACGACUUGACAGCGUCAUCUCUAACACGGCCAACAAGGCUCUGGGUGCCGACAACAAGACCCUGGCCAACAUGCCUCAAGCCAUGGUAUCGCCAGCGACGUUCGACCAUUCCGGCUACCUCGGACUGCUGCAAAAGCAGAUUACGCUUUACCGUACUUACGCUGCUGAUGGAGAUGUGGAAUUUAAGAUGUUGCACAAAGAGAAGGAUGAAGAGUACAAGAAAUGCAAAAGCUUCGACCGACGUAUUGGCUACGUCUACGCAGGUUCAGGCCGUCGAACUAUCGACGCCAACAAGUACACAUCAGAUCCCGAUACCGACCGAUCCAAAGACAAGAUGAAGGCGUUGCAGCCUACGUUCGUCUUCCCCCUCGACUGGGCGUUGAUCCGUAUGGACGAUACGAAAAAACGCGACGUUACCAAUCGUCUGCCUGAUGUUUACUCUACCAAGACGAAACUUGUCCCAGAGCAGAAGUGCAGGCAAUGGUCAACCUUCAAUGUCAACAAAGAAGAAGUGCAUGUUGCCAAAUACGGGCGCACGAGUGGCUGGACGGCCGGCACCAUCAACGCUUGCAUGAUUAUCAUCAACCCUGAUGCAGACGAGGAGAUCUUGGGCGCCUAUGGCAUCGGUGCGAAGAACGUGGCAGCGUGUUUUGGCGUGGUUAGCGAGGACGAGAGGGAGGACUUCGCUGGGUUUGGUGAUAAUGGCAGUGUAGUAUUACACGAAGGAUCAGGCACGCAGCUUGGAUUACUUGUCGGGGUGACUAGUACUGGACAAGGAAUGUUUCUUCCUAUGGACGUUGUCUUUGAGGAUAUUAAGAGGGUCACUGGUAGAGACGUUGUCAGACCGUCUUAUGUCGGGAAGUUGACAUCAUCUCCAGCGAAAUAG